Gopherus evgoodei (Goodes thornscrub tortoise) is the source of this 714-nucleotide messenger RNA. RefSeq names its product pulmonary surfactant-associated protein D-like. Bases 94 to 612 code for a protein of 172 amino acids. The record is from RefSeq and is a predicted model, not a curated record. The transcript is spliced from 4 exons. NCBI's taxonomy places the organism in Eukaryota, Metazoa, Chordata, Testudines, Testudinidae.
CUGCAAGCAGGUGCGACUGGCUGAUUUCUGGGUCUUGCUGCUUCCCAGUGACCUCAGCACGAGAAAGAGAGAUACCAGGUCUUCCAGGAAAGGAUGGAUCCCCUGGACCAAAAGGAGCCAGAGGUGCAGAAGGACCAAAGGGAGACUGUGGAGGCAGAGCUUUUAGAAACUGAAAUAAGUGUUUUGCAAGAACAACUGAAGGCCCUGAAAGCUACUGUCAGCAAAAUACUAAAAGCUUGUUUUUUCAUAAAUGGCAGUAGUGCCGGUGAAAAACCAUUUCAAGCCAAUGGCUCUGAAGGUGACUUUGAGAUCUCAAAAGCCACAUGUUCCCAAGCUGAUGGCCUGAUUGCUUCUCCAAGGAAUUCUGCAGAGAACAGCACCAUACAACAAAUAGCAGUUCAUCAUAACAAAAAAACAUUUAUCGGAAUAAACAAUAUACAAACAGAAGGUUCAUUUAAGUAUCUAAGUGAUGAAGCAAUAGGAUACUCAAACUGGGCUGCAGGAGAACCAAAUAAUGUUGGUGGAAUUGAAGACUGUGUAGAAGUAUAUCCAGAUGGCAGAUGGAAUGACAAAUCCUGUAAUGAUAAACGGUUAAUAAUCUGUGAAUUUUAAUCUCCCUUGUGGUUUAAAUUAAAAUCAGUUAGCGCAAAUUGGCUUGCAGCUUUAAUACUUAUAUAACCUUGUUGAUUUACAAUAGCUUCACAUUUUGAAUAG